This is a messenger RNA of Penicillium soppii, 1509 nucleotides long. RefSeq lists its product as uncharacterized. Bases 1 to 1509 code for a protein of 502 amino acids. Gene Ontology annotation, molecular function: transmembrane transporter activity. Gene Ontology annotation, biological process: transmembrane transport. The record is from RefSeq and is a predicted model, not a curated record. The transcript has 4 exons. Lineage: Eukaryota; Fungi; Ascomycota; Eurotiomycetes; Eurotiales; Aspergillaceae.
AUGGAGAAGUCGGGCCAACAUUUGCACGUUGAAGGUGCCCCUUCUAGUUCACAGGGUAUGGAAUCUGGACAAUCAGACUUCUAUCUGGAGGAUCGUAUCGCACAUCUGUCUGAGGAACACCGCCAAUAUCUUCUCGCUCGACAUGGAACCCUUGAUUUGGAUCCUCUCCCGGACAUGAACGAUGCAGAUCCUUAUAAUUGGCCUCGAUGGAGGAAAAACCUGAACCUUACCCUCGUCGCCUUUCACGCCAUGAUGGCCACCUUCACGGCCGCCGCAAUCCAAUGCGCAUUUGAGAACAUUUCCGAAGAUCUGGGCGUCAGCAUGCAGCGAACUAGCUACCUGGUCUCUCUUUUCAUCGCUAUACUGGGUGGCGCACCUUUGUUCUGGCGUCCCCUCUGCAAUAGAUUUGGGCGCCGACCGAUCUUCCUGAUUUCCUUGAUCUGCAGCUUGAUUGGCAAUAUCGGCUGUGCGAAGAGUCCUUCGUAUGCUACGAUGGGUCUCUGUCGUGCUAUCACAUCGUUCUUUAUUAGUCCAGCUGCGGCGAUUGGUAGCGCUGUAGUUGCUGAGACCUUCUUCCGCAAGGAUCGCGCUCGUUGCAUGGGUGCUUGGACACUAAUGGUGACGCUUGGUGUCCCUGCUGCUCCGUUCAUUUUUGGAUUCGUUGCACAGCGUGUCGGAUACCGGUGGAUUUACUAUACCCUGGCAAUUGUUAACGCAAUUCAAUUUAUCAUCUACCUCACCCUUGGUCCUGAGUCCCUCUACGUUCGCAGCGAGAUCCCCCGUAACAAUAUUACAAAUACUAAGCAAGGCCUGUUCAAGUUUGGUCGCAUCGACCCUGCUCCCCUCAGAUUAUGGGACUUCAUUCAGCCCUUGAGUUACGUGAUGAAGCCAUGCGUGAUCAUUCCCGCAGCUGCAUACGCCAUGAUCUUCCUCUGGGGAAGUGUAAUGCUCACGAUCGAGAUUCCACAAAUCUACCCCGCCAAGUUCGGCCUGAACACUCAGCAAAUUGGUCUACAAUUCUUGGGUAUCAUUGUUGGAUCCGUGAUUGGUGAACAAAUUGGUGGUUUCAUCUCUGAUCGUUGGAUGCUGAUGCGCCAGAAACGUGCUGGUGAGCCCCCGGCCCCGGAGUACCGACUUUGGCUUAGCUAUAUUGGUCAUGCCUUAACCAUCUGCGGUAUUGUGGUUUUUGCUAUCCAACUUCGCGAUUCUGGGAGUACGUGGAACAUCACUCCGGUGAUUGGGUCUGCUAUCGCUGCUGGUGGUAAUCAGAUUGUUACUACCGUUUAUAUCACUUAUGCUGUUGAUUGCUAUCGCGAGGAUGCCGCGAGUGUGGGUGUUUUCAUCACUUUCGUCCGUCAAAUGUGGGGAUUCAUUGGUCCUUUCUGGUUCCCACAAAUGUUUGAAGUUGUCGGCUGGGCUGGCGGUGCUGGUAUUGCCAUUGCACUUAUGGUUGGUGUUAGUGUUCUUCCGACAAUUUUGGUACAGUGGCGAGGCGCUCGUUGGCGUUAA